AUGGACUACUUUCACACCAUCCGACGUUUCUUCCAGAGAAAGCGACCGCCCAUCGCACCCCUGGCCAAGAACAAGCAAAAGUCCAAGCCCUCCGCCUCUCAGGCCAACAAGAUUGCAGCCUCCAAGACACCACGCACACUCGCAGAACUCCGCUCAGACCAAACCUUCUCGUACAAGAUCAAAGUCCUGGUCCACGACUUCCUUAACCUAGCAAAAGACGACGCCGCCAAAAAGCGUCUCAACGAGACGUUAGAUGUCCACUACAUCAGCACGCCAUACUUCACUCCCGACGAAGCCACUCUCAUAAAAGCUGCGACGGUGAAGAAGGAAGACGGUACGAACUGCACCAUCGAGGAGCUCAUCUCCACUCACUUUGAGAACUUCCUAGAAAAGCGGCGAGCAAGCGGCGACGCGCGGCCGUGUGGACCGCAUGAUAUGGCACCAGUCUACCUCUCCUGCUUUGGGAUUGACAAAGGGGAGUUCGAGGAUGAGAAGUUCUUGUCGAGAUUGCGACGGUCGGGGCUAAGCUGCUGA
This is a messenger RNA of Fulvia fulva, 534 nucleotides long. RefSeq lists its product as uncharacterized. The record is from RefSeq and is a predicted model, not a curated record. Bases 1 to 534 code for a protein of 177 amino acids. The transcript has a single exon. NCBI's taxonomy places the organism in Eukaryota, Fungi, Ascomycota, Dothideomycetes, Mycosphaerellales, Mycosphaerellaceae.